Molecule: messenger RNA, 783 nt
Organism: Seminavis robusta
Lineage: Eukaryota; Bacillariophyta; Bacillariophyceae; Naviculales; Naviculaceae
Source: the annotation of a GenBank genome assembly
AUGGUGAUCCAGGGCAGGUUCAAAUUAGAGCUGGUAACCGCGGAGAAUACGGAUCAUCCAUUCAAGGAGCACAGCCGAAACGGAAAACACUAUGCCGAAGUAGAACCCGAAGCCGAGUACUUUAUCAGGGUGCAAGUUCUGGAAGAAGGUGAAUUCCCCGUGAUUGCCACUUUUGAAGUGGACGGUGUCGAUUUGGGGUAUCAUGGGCGAUUCUUUCAAACUUCCUCUUCCUUAAAGGGUGCUUGGCAGUACAAGAAUGGGACAUCGGCUCAUUCGGCUCUGCGAUUCGAAAAGCCUCGAUUUAGCGCCAAUAAUGAUCCACAACAACCCGCCAAGCCACCGUCGGCCAUGAUGGGGACCGUCUCGGUCUACUUUUACAGAGCCGUCUUUUCCCAUAAACGCAAGAGACCCGAUCACGAUCGCAAAGAAAUCAGCAAUGCUGCGGAAUCAGCCUCCAGUGGAAAGGAAACCAUUCGAUCCGGUCAAGGAUCUACAUUGCGUACCCAAAGCAAUGUGUCCAUAGAAGAGGAUGUCUAUCACAAGGGCGAUCUGCUGGAAACCCUGACGCUGAAUUAUUGUACGGCGGUGGGUCUCGUCAAUGCGGGAGUUCUGUGUGGCUGGGAGCACGCUCGAACGGUGGCGCCAUUUUCGGAACCCACGGAUCCUCAAUUGGCCAAUAUCAAACCCAAAGUUAUUGAACGCGAUGCCGUCGUAGAAGAUGGCGUGACCAUUAAAAAGGCGGAGCGAAUUGAAGUCUACGAUCUGAGUUCUCUUGACGAUUAA